AUGACAUCGAGGCUGCUGACGUUGGAGAACCUUGACGAGAGCACGGAGGCUCAGGAAAAGCAGCUGAAGUCCAUCCUGAAAAGACACCAGAAGAUCUUCUUAGGUGACGGAAAUGCUGCCCGGCCUCCGGCGAGGGGCGUCAUCUGUGAUCUAGAUGUGGGUGAUGCCAAGCCAGUGGCACAGCGACCCCGAACGGGCGGUCCACAUUUGGCAAUCAAGGUGUACAAGUUAUUGAAGAAUCUCCUGGAAGCUACACUAAUUGAACACUCUGAAUCGCCGUGGGCAUCCCUAAUUGUGAUCGUACUCAAGAAGAAUGAAGUGGACAUUCGAUUGUGCAUCGACUAUCGAGUCGUGAACAGCUUCAUUCAAUUGUCGAACUACCCACUACCACUGAUCGACGAUCUCAUUACUGGUUUCGAAGGAAUGAUGUGGUUUAUGAGUUUUGACAUGGCGAGUGGUUUCUGGGCAGUCCGAAUGACUGAGAGGGCUAAGCUGAUCUCGGCAUUUACCUGUCCAUUCGGGCAUUUCCAAUGGAAGUCGGACCCUCAGUUGCCGAGUGAUGAAAUGGAUGCUGAACGCAGCAUGCCACCGCUAGUGGAACAAAUGACAGUUUUCAGGCGUAACAUUCCCGCCCCAUCCCAAAUGGGGUCAGUCUUGGGGAGCAGUUCGUAUAUUGAUGUCAUCGCGCAUGGGGCGGCCACGUGGGACCAACUGUGCGGUGAUCUAGAUGCGUUGCUCUAUCGGUUACGAUACUGGAGUAUCUCAGUUAGCUUGCCUAAGAGCGAGUUCGGGAAGCGUGUCAUAGCGUACCUCUCUCACGAGAUUGGUGCCGAAUGGAUACGUUCCACCCCGAAAAUCGUAAAAGACAUUCAGGAGUUACCGUUUCCGUCUACCAUGAAAGGAGUCCAGUCAUUUCUAGGCAGUCUGAAUUACUACCACAAAUUCAUCGAGGAUUAUGCCGUGGUAGCUGCUUCACUCUAUGAGUUGACAGAUGACCACGUGCGCGCAGGACGACACUUAUCCCGAGCAAAGGAAUCUUUUGCGAUCCUAAAGAGGAAGAUUGUGUCUACACCUCUACCCAGACACCCGGAUCGAACGAAACCUUUUGUGAUCAUCCCUCAUGCGAAUCAGUGGGCUGCUUGCGCGGUUCUAGGACAGAUGCAUGACGGGCUUGUUCAGCCCGUUCGAUUCACGGGGCACGUCCUGAGUGACGCCGAGCUCAAGUACCAUAUUGCUGAGAAGGAAGUUCUCGCUGUGAUGCGAGUGCUCCAUGUGUUCUAG
Molecule: messenger RNA, 1281 nt
Organism: Phytophthora megakarya
Lineage: Eukaryota; Oomycota; Peronosporomycetes; Peronosporales; Peronosporaceae
Source: the annotation of a GenBank genome assembly